Messenger RNA from Fusarium graminearum PH-1, 1635 nucleotides. RefSeq lists its product as uncharacterized. Gene Ontology annotation, biological process: signal transduction; protein phosphorylation. NCBI's taxonomy places the organism in Eukaryota, Fungi, Ascomycota, Sordariomycetes, Hypocreales, Nectriaceae. The record is from RefSeq and is a predicted model, not a curated record. The transcript has 2 exons. Gene Ontology annotation, cellular component: cytoplasm. Gene Ontology annotation, molecular function: protein kinase activity; ATP binding. The annotation marks the transcript as partial.
AUGGCUCAGGCCGGCGUCAUACCGUCCGAGCCAUCGCAACCACUUCACACACCAACGGCAGUAUCCGGUCCCCAGGGGUUCUUUCGAAAGCUCUUUGGCAGGCAGAAUGGGAGCGGAGCUCUGUCAAAACCUGUAGAGCAACCCAAAGAUAUUCAGCAUGAAGACGAAUCAACUGACACCAAUAAGGGCGGGCUGAUCAGUCGAAUGUCUCGAAGGGUUGUGCCAGGAUUACCUCGAUCGCAGACGUUUAAACGACAAAUAUCAGAAAGAAGGACUAAUUUAUCACCGGUCCAACCAACACCAGACGAAAGACGAGCCGUGUCUAUGGACAGGCGCUCUAAUAGAGCACGGAGUUCAUCAGCCCAACCCGCAAUCAACCCCCGUCUUAGCGCCCCGAGUUUUCUUGCUUCCCCCCUGGAAGAAACCCCACGAUUUGUUCCUUCAAUAUCCGUCAAUAACGUGGCAGAUGUAUCUUCCCAAGACUCAACCACAGAGUCUUUGCACCGGGAUGACGAUGUUACACUUGCCGACGACUGUCCAGUACAGGACAGCCUCUCUACUGCAGAUACUCAUUCCAUAUCAGCAUCGCAGUAUGAAGCCCUCAUCCAUGAGGAGCUCGAAAAGACUUGGAUCUUGAAUCUCAGCAUGCACUUCCGUGAUCGAUCAAGGCGGGAGAAGUUCUUUGUCACGUAUCGUGAACGUGAUCAUCUUUGGCGGCGUGUAACAAUCUCUCUGGAUUACCGAGAUGCACCCCCAAAUUCAUUGGAGAUGGAUCUAAUCCACACGCACUUCCAACGAGAGAAAAGCGCAAAGAUUUACGAGGCCAUCCGGGAAAGCUUGCGAGAUAUUCAGUUUUACGACACUGAAAUCAUCCAAUACCCAACUGUUGCUCAGAUCAAGCACCUAGGAUGCCGUCGCAUUCGAGAGAGGGAUAUUGUAUUUGAAUCACACAUGUCUGGAUUUGUCUACAAAGUCAAUGUUAAUGGCCACACACUCAUUAAGAAGGAAAUCCCAAGCCCUGACACUAUAGACGAGUUUCUUUAUGAGAUCAACGCCCUUAACGCAUUACGAUUUUCACGCAAUGUCAUUCACUUUUACGGUGUUGUGGUGGACGAUGAUGAUCAACACGUGAAGGGACUCCUUAUCAACUAUGCAGACCAAGGAGCUCUGAUCGAUGUUAUAUACGAGCAUUGCAAAGAUGGCGAUUAUGGUCUGCCGUGGAAGACAAGAGAGAGAUGGGCGCGACAAAUCGUGGAGGGAUUAUCUGACAUCCAUGAAUCCGGAUUUGUACAGGGCGACUUUACCUUGUCAAACAUCGUUAUAGAUGGAUAUGGCGAUGCUAAAAUCAUUGACAUCAACCGAAGAGGGUGCCCAGUAGGAUGGGAGCCUCCGGAAGCGACACCGCUUAUCGAGAGCAGCCAGCGCAUUACGAUGUACAUUGGCGUCAAAUCGGAUCUUUACCAGCUAGGUAUGGUUCUGUGGGCUCUGGCACUGCAAGAAGACGAGCCGGAAGCCCAGGGUCGAACCUUGAUACUCGGUCCCGAAGUGAACAUUCCGGAUUGGUAUCGACAGAUGGCCGAAGUCUGCAUGAGCGAUGACCCGCGCAUGCGACUUCAGGCACCUGCCUUACUGGAA